Messenger RNA from Pneumocystis murina B123, 195 nucleotides. RefSeq names its product 40S ribosomal protein S30. The transcript has 5 exons. Lineage: Eukaryota; Fungi; Ascomycota; Pneumocystomycetes; Pneumocystales; Pneumocystaceae. Gene Ontology annotation, cellular component: ribosome; cytosolic small ribosomal subunit. The record is from RefSeq and is a predicted model, not a curated record. Gene Ontology annotation, biological process: translation. The coding region runs from base 1 to 195 and encodes 64 amino acids. Gene Ontology annotation, molecular function: structural constituent of ribosome.
AUGGGAAAAGUUCAUGGAUCUCUUGCACGUGCAGGAAAAGUAAAAUCACAAACACCUAAAGUGGAGAAACAAGAAAAGCCUAAAUGUCCAUGUGGACGAGCACAUAAACGACUUCAAUAUAAUCGUCGAUUUAUUAAUAUGGUAUCAAUAAGUUUAGGAGGGAAACGAAAGAUGAAUCCUGCACCAGUUUCGUGA